AUGUAUAGGUCUCGAAUAUGCGUGAAGAACUUGGCAAAAUAUGUGACGGAAGAUCAAUUGCGAGAGCAUUUUUCUCUAAAAGGAGACGUAACAGAUGCCAAGCUAAUGCGGACCAAAGAUGGUAAGAGCAGGCAAUUUGCUUUUAUUGGGUUCCGCACAGAAUCUGAAGCUGAAGAAGCUAUAAGACACUUCAAUAGGUCUUUCCUCGGCACAUCAAGAAUUGAAUGUGAGAUUGCCCGAAUACAUGGGGAUCCAAACAUUCCUCGUCCAUGGAGUCGUCAUUCAUUGAAGAAAGAUGGAGAAGUAACUGCAGAGGAGAACAAAGUUCCAGGUGCUGUUAGUUCGAAGGUUAAGGGUUCCACAGUGGAUGCAAACCAUGAUAAGGAAGGCAACAAUACUGAUGAUCUGCAACUAAGGGAAUUUCUUGAGGUCAUGAAACCACGUGCUAAGUCAAAAUUGUGGGCAGAUGACUCUCUUAUUGCCGCAACAGCUGACCAAAGUGGCAAAGUUGGGAAAAAGCCAAGUCAAAAGGAGAAAGGCAACAAAGAAAAGCCAGUGUCUCUGGAUGUUGAGUUAAAGGAAAGUGCCUCUGAAAAGCCGAGUAUAAUUUAUGAAGCAGACGUCUCAGAUAUGGAUUAUUUUAAAAGUAGAAUGAAGAAGCAUUGGUCAGAUUCAGACAGUGAUAGAGAUGAUGGUGAUUUGGAUGGCGAAGGUCAUGGUGAUGAUGAUGUCAGAAGUUCACCUAAUCAAAGUCCUAAUAAGAAUAAUGAUCCGCGAGUAGAUAAAUUCUCUGAAGAUAUAGACCCAGCCGAGGUAGAAGAAGGAAUCCCUCCCGGAGGAUUCAAUGACAAAACUGUUGACACUUCUUCGAAUUUUCAAGAUGAGGAUUUUGAAGCUGGUCGGUUGUUUAUAAGAAACCUAUCAUAUUCAGCAACAGAGGACGAACUAGAAGAACACUUUAGCCAGCUUGGAGACACCUCAGAGGUUCAUCUUGUUGUUGACAAGGAUACAAAGCAGUCAAAAGGAUUUGCAUAUGUUCGCUAUGCACGUGCAGAAUCUGCAGCUAGGGCAUUGGAGGAAUUGGACAAAACAAUUUUCCAGGGCAGGUUGUUGCAUAUAAUGCCAGCUAAAAAGAAAUACACAGCUGAUAAGGAAGAGCUUGGUGUUCACCAAGACCAAGGUUCAAAAACCCUAAAACAGCGAAGGGAGGACCAAAAAAAGGCAGCUGAAGCCGGUGGAGAUACGAGAGCAUGGAAUAGUUUGUUUAUGCGUUCUGAUACAGUUAUUGAGAACAUCGCCAGAAGACAUGGUAUUAGUAAAAGUGAUUUGCUUGACCCAGAAUCUGAUGAUCUUGCUGUACGCGUUGCUUUGGGAGAAACUCAAGUAAUUGCAGAGACAAAAAAGGCUCUUGCGACUGCUGGAGUAAAUGUAAAAUCUUUAGAGGAAAUUGCUGCUGGGAAUACUGAUGGCUUGAAAAGAAGCAAACAUGUGGUUCUAGUAAAGAACUUGCCAUAUGGCUCUUCAGAAGGCGAACUGGCUCAGAUGUUCGGGAAAUUUGGUAUUCUGGACAAGAUUGUUCUUCCUCCGACAAAGACAAUGGGCCUGGUUGUUUUUCUCCAACCUUCUGAUGCACGCACUGCUUUUAGAGGCUUAGCAUACAAGCGUUACAAGGAUGCUCCACUUUAUCUUGAGUGGGCUCCAGCCGAUAUUCUUAAUCCAAGGUCGACCUCUAAGGAUGAUCAACCGCGUAAUGCAGCUGCUGAUCAAGAUGAUGUCAAAAGGGUGAUGCUGGAGCAAAGUGUUGAAGGAAUAUCUGAAGCUGAUAUAGACCCUGACAGAAUUGAGUCUCGGUCUUUAUAUGUCAAGAACCUGAAUUUCAAGACAUCCGAUGAUAGCUUGAAGCAGCACUUCAGCAAACUCAUGAAAGAAGGCAAAGUGUUAAGUGCAAGGAUAAAGAAGCACAUAAAAAAUGGAAAGAAUGUUUCUAUGGGUUUUGGUUUUCUGGAGUUUGACUCGGUGGAGACAGCAACAAAUAUUUGCCGAGAUUUGCAGGGAACAGUUUUGGAUGGCCAUGCACUCAUCCUGCAACUUUGUCACACAAAUAGGGAUGAGCACAUGACCAAAAAGGUGGAGAAGGAUAAAAGUUCUACAAAAUUACUCGUGAGAAAUGUGGCCUUUGAAGCAACAGAAAAGGAUCUUAGACAGUUAUUUAGCCCAUUUGGCCAGAUCAAGAGCUUGAGGUUGCCAAAGAAGUUUGGAAACCACCGAGGGUUUGCUUUUGUGGAGUAUGUUACGAAGCAGGAGGCUCAAAAUGCACUUGAAGCGCUCUCCAACACUCAUUUGUAUGGUCGACAUUUGAUUCUGGAGAGAGCAAAGGAAGGAGAAACACUUGAAGAGCUACGGGAGCGAACUGCUGCUCAGUUUGCUGACGAGCAGAAUGGAUUCCGCGCCAAAUCAAAGAAACGGAAAAACAUGGCCAUCUUGGAUGAAGGAACCAUGAAAUUUCAACGGGUCGCAGACUAA
This is a messenger RNA of Linum trigynum, 2523 nucleotides long. The record is from the annotation of a GenBank genome assembly. Lineage: Eukaryota; Viridiplantae; Streptophyta; Magnoliopsida; Malpighiales; Linaceae.